GCAAUCAAGCUCGCCUGAAGAUGGUACUGCCGGCGGGGCUAGUGGCGGAGAAAGCAGCAGCCACUGCUUUCGCGAACGUCGUUAUGGGAAGACUCAACAGCGAGCUUGCGAAGAAGUACCAGAUGUGGAGGAACAUCGAAAGGGAAAGCACAUCUCUGCAAACUGACCUCGGCAUCCUGGCGGCAGCUGUGGAUGACUACCAGACCAUGGCUGGUCAUCCUCCUCGCACGGCCGUCGCGAGGGUAUAUGGCGAGGAGAUCAGCGAGCUGACCCACGAUAUCGAAGAUUGCAUCGAGCGGUUCCUGCACCGCGUCUCCUGCAAAGCCGGAGCAUCGCGGGCUCGGCGCUCAGCUCACGCCAUCAGGACUUUCCGCAUCCGUCUCCGGUUCGCUGCCAAGAUGAAGGAGUUCAGGAACCGUGUGGCGGCAGCAAGGGAGCGGGCGUUGAACACCUUUCUGCUCGCUGAUGGAGUCCAAGCCCAGCCCACAUACCACGAGACCGCACAGCAAGUGAGUUAUGGGCAGGAUCCUGUGGGCAUCGCGGGUGCUACCAGGGAACUUCGUGCGCUGCUCGGCAUCAAACCUAACGAAGAUGAAGCAGAGGGUACUAACACUACCCGGACUGCAGCUCAGCUGCGGGUGGUUGCCGUUGUGGGAUUUGGUGGUUCAGGGAAGACAACCCUUGCAAAGGCAGUCUACGAUAUCGUCCAAAAGGAAGGAGCACUACGCUGUGUUUGGGUUGAUGGUCACUUGCUGGAUAAUAAGGGUGCCAAUGGGGUUGUCAAACAUAUACAAGAUGAGAUUCGUAUGGGGGAAGUGUCUUCCACAACAUCUCCAGCAGAACACCAUGAGGACAGCAGGUACUUAAUCGUUAUUGACGACAUUAAGGAGAAGCACUUGAUGCACUGGAAUACAGUGAGGAAUGCCUUCAGAGAUAAUGGCAGAAUAAUUGUGACAACGUCCACUCAGUCCGUAGCUAAUAGAUGCUGCAAUUAUCCCCGCGAAGAGGAUAGAUGCACCUUUGGUUAUGUGUACAGCAUGAAAACUCUUGGAGAAGAAGAUUCUAGAAAAAUAGCUCUCAUGGGAAGAUGUUCACCUGACUUAGUGCUGGGUGCAGCAAAACUCCUGAAGAAAUGUGGUGGUCUUCCACUUGCUCUUUAUAGUGUGGCAUGCCAAUUGAGCUGUGAAAAGGUACUCACAGGGAAAUUAUGUAACAAAUUGUGCAACGAUCUGGGUACAUAUCUGGAACGUGAAGACGAGCCUAACUUUGCAAGGCUUAGAGGUGUGCUUAGGGAAAAUUAUACCAGUUUGCCUGAUUACACUGUCAGGGCAUGCUUGUCGUACCUAGGUAUAUUCCCAAUGGAUCAUCCCCUCAGGAAGAAUGUCAUAACCAGGAGAUGGUUGGCUGAAGGAUAUGCACGGCAUCAUCAAGGCUGGCACCAAAUUCGUGCUGACGAAACCUUCAAGACAUUUAUCAACCGAAGUAUCAUUCUGCCUGUUGUUCCAAUCAGCAGUAAUACAGAGAAAACAUGGAAAGCUCAUGGUAUUAUGCACGCAUUCAUGUUGAACAAGUCUAUGUCUAAGAAAUUCAUCAUGCCAUUUGGUUCCCAGCACAAAAAAGUCCGUCACUUCUUUAUCCAUGAUAGUAACGGUGGAAGUUCCAGAACAAUGCCUGACAUCGAUUUAUCUCGUGUCAGAUCACUAACUGUUAUAGGGAAUGCAGGUGGUGCUAUUUCCAACUUCGAGAAGUACAAACUUACACGAGUGUUGGACCUGGAAGGGUGCAUUGAUGUGAAAGAUUACCAUCUUAAAGACAUAUGCAAUCUAUGGAAUCUGAGAUAUCUAAGUCUCGGUCCCAGUAUCACAAGGAUUCCCAAGGAAAUUGCACAGCUUAAGUUGCUGGAGACACUUGAUGUAAGCAAGACAUGGGUGAAUGUGCUCCCAGUGGAAGCUAUUGGACUACCCUGUUUGAUUCAUCUGAUUGGAAAGUUUAAGCUUCAAGACUCAUUUAAGACAGAGAGGCUUUCAAAAGAAUGUCGUUUGGAGACCAUAGCAGGAUUUAUCGCUGACAAGAGUAAGGGAUUUUUGCAACUUAUGGACCAUAUGAAAAGAUUAAACAAGGUCAAGAUAUGGUGUGACUAUGAAGAAACUAAACAAGGUCAGGUCGACUUAAAUAACCAUCUUUCCAAGGUUAUCCAAAAGUACAUUGAAACUCCUAUGGGUGAAGACAAUGUUCGCUCACUGUCCCUUGACUUCCAAGCACUGCCCCAAGGUUCCCUGUCUGCUCUAGAUAAAUUAUGUCAACACUACAGUUCAAGGGUGGGACAAUUAUAUCAUCUCAGCUCACUGAAGCUACACGGCAACUCUAACUCAGGCACAUUGCCAAAGUUCGUUGCCUUGUUUCGUGAUCUCACUAAGCUAAGCAUUUUGACCACCCUGUCUGUGACACAACAUCUCCUUUCAGUCACUGGCAACAUGCCUGUCUUGCUGUACCUCAAGAUUACUGCCAACAGCAUCGACGAUUGUUUCAUCAUACAAGAUGGGAUGUUCAGGAGCCUUCACCACCUAUAUCUUGUGCUGAAAGUUGUGGGGACGUCUGUCCUAACAAUCGAAGAUGGAGCUCGGACGGAAAUUAUCUCGCUCCAGAUAAUAUGCAAGGAUCUAGUUGGUCUUUCUGGCGUCGAAAUUAUGCGCCUUCGCGAGCUGAAGGAAAUUGGUCUUCAUCCUGACGUGGAUGAAGAAACAAGAAAAGUGUGGGAAGCAGAGGCAAGGAACCACCAUAACAGACCGAAUGUUUUGGCCAUCGCAAGUGAUCAUGAGGAGAGUCAGGAGACACCAACUGCGGUUGAGAAAGAACCACCAGCAACACGCUCUACCAUGUCUGCGGAGGUGGAGGCAGAGAGUAAUGCUACAGCUCCCAUCAAAUCGGGACACGUGGUUAGUUUCGCUAAAGAAGCUUUGGUGUUGGGCGCAGCCCAACUGCAAGAGGUGGCCCCCUCGGCAACAUGCUAAUGAAGCGAGUAGAAGAGCAGGAUUCCAAUGAGGAAUCUUGACUUUGCAUCCCUUUGAUGAGCACAUCUACCUUCCUGAAGUUUGUUGAAUCUUUUUCUGCUAGGCAAGCCCAUGGUGAUGUUGUAAACCUACCUUAAGUUGGUUCUUGGUUGUUUAACA
This is a messenger RNA of Lolium perenne, 3170 nucleotides long. Its product is annotated as disease resistance protein RGA4-like. The record is from RefSeq and is a predicted model, not a curated record. Gene Ontology annotation, biological process: defense response to other organism. Gene Ontology annotation, molecular function: ADP binding. Lineage: Eukaryota; Viridiplantae; Streptophyta; Magnoliopsida; Poales; Poaceae.